This is a messenger RNA of Fragaria vesca subsp. vesca, 2382 nucleotides long. Its product is annotated as phosphate transporter PHO1 homolog 3-like. NCBI's taxonomy places the organism in Eukaryota, Viridiplantae, Streptophyta, Magnoliopsida, Rosales, Rosaceae. The coding region runs from base 1 to 2382 and encodes 793 amino acids. The transcript has 12 exons. The record is from RefSeq and is a predicted model, not a curated record. Gene Ontology annotation, biological process: cellular response to phosphate starvation; phosphate ion transport. Gene Ontology annotation, cellular component: trans-Golgi network; cytoplasm; Golgi apparatus. Gene Ontology annotation, molecular function: inositol hexakisphosphate binding.
AUGAAGUUUGGGAAAGAAUUUGUAGCACAAAUGGUACCAGAAUGGCAAGAGGCAUACAUGAACUACGGCUACCUGAAAUCACUCAUUAAAAUCAUCCAACAUUCCAAGCACAGACACAAGCCUCACCCGCACCACCACCGCCUCUCAUUGUAUUCAGCCUUUGCUGGCCUCACCAGAAGUCGGCACCACCAAGAACCCACUAGCCCGUCUUCCGAUAUCGAAAACCAAGCCAUCCUGGUCCAUGCUGUGAGAUCGGAUGGGGGCUCUCAUGAGAGUUACGAGACCACUUUCUUAAUGGCUGCCGAGGAAGGCGGAGUUAUGGAGUUGGAGUAUUUCAGAAGGGCAGAUGAUGAGUUCAACAAAGUUGAGAAGUUUUUUAGGGGAAAAGUUGCAGAGGUAAUGAAGGAAGCUUCUGCCCUUAACAAGCAAAUGGACGCUUUGAUUGCUUUUCGGAUUAAGGUGGAGAAUCCUCAGAGGCUGUUUGACUGGUCUUGCGAGAUGACUCGCCUGGCUUCGGAUGUUGCAGCUUCCACAGCUCAGUCGGCUGCUUCAAUUCCUAGAGGGGCCAAAGCAAGCAGACGGGAGAUGGAAUUUAUUGAAGAGGGUGGAUCGAGCAGCAGCCAAGGAGAAAAUUCUAGUGAAGAUGAUAAAGAUGAGAAAAGGAGAGAAGAUCAUAAUAUCGACAACCAAAAGCUUAACGUGGAGAAGCCAAACAGGUACAGAGGGGCUAUGCCUGCGCCACUAGAAGUACUAAAUCGUGUGACAAUGAAUCAAACGGUUGAGACUCCACGUUCGACUAUUAAAGGCUUCCUCAAUGUGCCUCAGCAGACCGAGCUCAAAUUCACCAGGGAAAAUCUCAAAAAAGUUGAACAACAGCUUAGAGGGGCUUUCAUCGAAUUCUACCAGAAGCUUAGGCUUCUUAAGAGCUAUGGCUUCUUAAAUAUAUCGGCAUUCUCAAAGAUCAUGAAGAAAUAUGACAAGGUUACUUCGAGAAAUACAUCGAAACCUUACAUGAAUAUGGUGGAUAACUCCUACGUUGGCAGCUCUGAUGAGGUUACCAAGCUUAUUGAGAGAGUUGAGAUUACAUUCAUCAAGCAAUUCUCGAACUCAAAUCGUAGAAAAGGAAUGGCGGUCUUGAGACCUAAACCGAAGAAAGAAAGACAUAGGAUAACAUUUUCCAUGGGUUGCCUUGCUGGUUGCACUGCUGCUCUCACGGUAACCCUUAUUUUGAUUGUACGUGCUCGCCAUAUUAUGGACCAUUCUGGGACGACCCAGUACAUGGAGAACAUAUUUCCCCUAUACAGCUUGUUCGCAUUUGUUUUCCUACACAUGGUUAUGUAUUCUGGGAACAUAUACUUCUGGAGACGGUACAGAGUUAAUUACACUUUCAUAUUUGGUUUCAAGCAAGGAACUGAAUUGGGAUACAGAGAGGUUCUCCUUGUUAGUUUUGGUAUGGCAGUGCUAGCACUAGCUGCUGCUCUCUCAAAUCUUGACAUGGAGAUGGACCCCCAAACUCAAGACUAUAAAGCACUGACCGAGUUACUUCCUCUCUUCUUGGUUUUGCUUGUAGUUGUGAUAUUGCUAUGCCCAUUCAACAUCGUUUAUCGCUCAAGUCGCUAUUUUUUCCUUGUUUGUGUGUUUCAUUGUAUCUGUGCUCCUCUAUACAAGGUCACACUGCCAGACUUCUUCUUGGCAGAUCAGUUGACUAGCCAGGUGCAAGCUAUUAGAAGCUUAGAGUUCUACAUUUGCUACUUUGGUUGGGGAGACUAUAAACACAGAAACACCACUUGCAGAUCAAACGAUGUUUUCAACACUUUCAGUUUCAUCGUUGCUUCUAUUCCAUAUUGGUCACGCCUCCUUCAGUGCAUCCGCCGCCUGUUUGAAGAGAAGGAUCCGCAGCAAGGUUACAAUGGAGUCAAGUAUUUCCUUACAAUAGUGGCCGUUAUCAUGAGGACAGCUUACAGUCACAAUAAGGAUGUAAACUUCAAAAUUCUUGCCGGGAUUUUCUCGAUUGUUUCAGCAGUGUAUUGUACAUAUUGGGAUCUUGUUGUAGACUGGGGUCUUCUGCAACGUAAUUCGAGAAACCGCUGGUUGAGGGACAAACUCUUAGUCCCCUACAAAAGUGUGUAUUUUGCAGCCAUGGUGUUGAAUGUGUUGCUGAGAUUUGCUUGGUUGCAGACUGUUCUGAAUUUCAACGUUGCUUUCAUGCAUAGACAAUCAAUGAUAGCAGUUGCGGCGAGCUUGGAGAUAAUCCGUCGAGGGAUAUGGAAUUUUUUCAGGUUGGAGAAUGAGCAUUUGAACAAUGUUGGCAAAUAUCGUGCAUUCAAGUCCGUGCCACUGCCCUUCAACUAUGAUGAAGAUCAUCACCAACACCACCAUUGA